GUUACGAGACUCCAAGCGAUCGGUGAGGCGUUUUGUGGGUCAUGGAGGAGGAAGGUAAAUAAAAUAACCAGGCACUAAAACACGCAGCUGCUGGUUUCGGAAAGCUACCGGGGAGGUUUGACACCGAGGCGGUUUCUUUUUUUUUCCUCAUACGGCUGUUAUCUCAGAGGAGCCACCGGAGAGGAUCGACUGUCGGUUUCGGCUAACAGCAGCUGCUGUCGGCGUUCACAGGUGUUCUGAUUGGGUUUGCCUCAUCAUUGUGUUGCCAUGGCGAUGCGGGAGCUGGUGGAAGCAGAAUGUGGUGGAGCCAAUCCCCUCAUGAAGCUGACCGGUCACAUGACAAAGGAAGGGGGGGCAUGGCGGCACCGCUCAACACCUACAAUUCCCCCUGCUGCGAUAGAAAUUGCAACUGAAGAAGAGCUUGUAAAUGAGUUCCUUCAGGCCCCCCCACGACCCCCACACACCUUUGACAUGGGUCAGCUGCUGGAGGAAAUGCAGCAGAUCGACCAGCAGACCUACAGACAAGCUCCUCAGAGAGCCCCAGAUGUGGCAGCAUUGGCUCUCUCCGGUGACUGGGCAGCUGAGUUCCUCUCAGGUUCAGACUCUGCCUCUGCUCCGGGUCUCACUGCCCUCGGUGAUGCGGCAGAUGCUGAUUGGACAAGAGAAUUUAUCGCUGAGGCUGCAGAUCCUGGACGCUGGGCAGAGGAGUAUCUGGAGCAGUCAGAGGAGAAGCUGUGGCUGGGAGAUUUGGGAGACAAGGAGAAUGAAUGGACAAAGGAGUAUCAACCAGGAGAGGAGUUGAGGCAGACAGCCAAUGAACUUGUCUCAAAGGUUGAUGACCCCAAGUUACAAAACACAGAGUUCCUUCGAUUCAUUAGGCAGAUUGGCGAGGGCAGUGUGACAGUGGAGAGCAGAACAGACAAACAGCUCACAGAUAAAGCUCAGGCCCAGGAGGCUCAGAACUGGGCCUCCAACCUCAACCAGGUGUCUGAAGAAUCGGCUGAAGCCUGGGUAGAUGAGUUUGCCACAGCGGGGCCGGAUUUCCAAGAAGCUAAAGCUGCAGUGGAGAGUGAUGUGGAUUUCUGGGAGAAGCUGCAGCAGGAGUGGGAGGAGAUGGCAAAGAGGGAUGCAGAAAGCCACCCCUGGCUGUCUGACUUCGAUCAGCUACUCAAUAGCUCUUAUGACAAGGGUUAUCAGUUUGAAGAGGACAACCCUUACAUGUCCCACCCUGACCCUCUGUCUGAAGGGGUGAAGAGGAUGGAGGCAGGGGACAUCCCGGGCGCUGUACGCUUCUUUGAGAGUGCUGUACAAAGAGAACCAGACAACCAGCUGGCUUGGCAAUAUCUUGGAACCUGUCAGGCAGAGAACGAGCAAGAAUUUGCUGCUAUCAGCGCCCUCCGCAGAUGUAUAGAGCUGAAGAAUGACAACCUGACAGCUCUGAUGGCGUUGGCUGUCAGUUUCACUAACGAAUCACUGCACAGGCAGGCCUGUGAGACUCUCCGUGAUUGGCUGAAGCACAACCCAAAAUAUCGCUCUGUUUGGGAGCAGAAUGAGCGGGAACGCCAAAAGGAAGGUGCCACAGAGAAGGACAAGGAGAGGGAUAGGUUCGGGUCACUGCUGCCAGAAUCAUUGUUUACUGAUGUUCAGUCCCUGUUCCUGCAAGCAGCCAACUCGGACCCUGCCCAGGUGGACCCCCAGCUGCAGUGUGGUCUUGGGGUUCUCUUUAACCUCAGUGGGGAGUAUGACAAGGCAGUGGACUGUUUCAGUGCUGCGCUCUCUGUCACACCACAGGACUAUCUGCUCUGGAAUAAAUUAGGUGCCACACUUGCUAAUGGCAGCCGCUCAGAAGAAGCUGUGGCCGCCUACAGGAGAGCGCUGGAACUGCAGCCAGGUUUUGUCCGAAGCCGCUACAAUUUGGGAAUUAGCUGUGUGAACCUGGGAGCACACAGAGAGGCGGUGGAGCACUUUCUUGAGGCUCUGUCUCUACAGCGUCAGGCGGCCAGCGAUGGUGCGAGAGUUGCAAGGGGGCCAGGAGGCGCAGCAGCCACCAUGAUGUCUGACAACAUCUGGUCCACUCUGCGCAUGGCUCUCAGCAUGAUGGGAGAGAGCUCUCUGUAUGCUGCUGCUGACCGCCGGGACUUGGACACGUUGUUGGCUCACUUUUGCCAGAGAGAGGUGGAUGGUGCGGCUGAAUGAGAACCAGCCAGGGGGGAGCUAAUCAUAUGUGAGUGCAUUUCCCGGGGAGGAAAAUGUUUGGGAAACUGAAUGAAGAGGAGAGAAAUCAGAGUUAUGCAGAGAAAUGGAGGAAGAAGACACUGUGAAUAAUCAACCAACCUUGAGAUGUCAUCUUGUGGUUAUUUUCCCUCUAAAGACUUCAGUACACUAUUGCAGUAUUAGUUUCUACCUGGGAGAUGCAACUGACAGUAAUACAGUCAUGUUACUGUGUUCCACAUGUUUGACCGUCCUCGCCUUUCCUACAGCUCUGUUGAUCUGUAAAACUGAGUUUAUGAAAUGUCACUUUGAUUUUAUAUGCAUUCUUAAUAAAGAAGGUAAAUGAUGGAGCAUGAUUGAAUCCACUCUUUAUUCAGUGGAUAGUUAUGAUUACUAUGUCAUUCAAUGCCCUCACAACCUCUGAUCAGCAGCAGGUUGUAUGUUGAACUGUACUGUAAAUUCACUACAGUUGUGUAGACACAAGGUACAAUAUUGCUUUGACAUGAAAAGAGUACUGCUUUGUAUCAAAAGUGCCCCGAGAAGGAUCAUUCAGGUCCAGAGUACAAAUGCUAAUCAUACUUGCUACAGCGGCUUGUUUUUUCUUUUUUUAUAUACUUUAUUUAAUUUUGUAGCAAUCAUUUAUCAACAAAAUAAUGAAAUGACAACCAGCGGGACUGUUACUAUUAUGUUAUUAGUGUACGGUCUUUAUAUGUGUGAAUGUGCUUUUUUUUUUUUUGUUUGGAUGGGUGAUAUUAAUUGGAAAAUCACAUAAUUGUAAUAUCAUUGAGAAUGGUUUCUCUGGGCUCCCCCCUCUCCUGCUCCUUUUCAUAUUGCCCUUGUAAAACGAUUGCUUAAUUGUAAAAUAAUGCUAUAUGCCAUAUUGUGUAUUGUAACAUAAUUGUUGCACUAUUAUUGUUUUCAGGCUAGUUAAAUCCUGACUGCAAUGUUUAAUAUAACAUUCAGCAAUAAAGCUUUGAUUCCAAACA
Messenger RNA from Cheilinus undulatus (humphead wrasse), 3197 nucleotides. It is a transcript of the gene pex5, whose product is annotated as peroxisomal biogenesis factor 5. Gene Ontology annotation, molecular function: protein binding. Lineage: Eukaryota; Metazoa; Chordata; Actinopteri; Labriformes; Labridae. The record is from RefSeq and is a predicted model, not a curated record. Gene Ontology annotation, biological process: protein import into peroxisome matrix, docking. Gene Ontology annotation, cellular component: peroxisomal membrane; cytosol. The coding region runs from base 268 to 2196 and encodes 642 amino acids. The transcript has 16 exons.